GAAAUCUACCCCUUCUCCCCUUCGUAGCCGCCCUCCAUGUAGCGCUGAAGAGAUCCGUGCGUCUGACUCAGAAGGGAGUUGCCCCAGCCCAGGAUAUAACGUGCUACCGAAAGCGGCGUAAUCCUUAACAGAAGAUCUCUGUGGUAGGAACAGAUUGCCCGCUGACAAACUGAGACAUUAGACAAUACCAGCAUCAGGCAACAUGGUGUACCACCCAGAGUUCGAGCGGGCCGGAAAGCAGCCGGGCCUGCAGGUGUGGCGGAUCGAGAAGAUGGACCUGGUGGCGGUGCCGGAGAACCUGUACGGGGGGUUCUACACGGGCGACGCCUACAUGGUGCUCAACACCAUCAAGCAGCGCUCGGGCAACCUGCAGUACGACCUGCACUUCUGGCUGGGCGAUUUCUGCACGCAGGACGAGAGUGGAGCAGCGGCCAUCUUCACUGUGCAGAUGGAUGACUACCUGGGUGGCAAACCCAUCCAGUACCGCGAGGUCCAGGGCCACGAGUCCAAAGCCUUCCUGGGCUACUUUAAGUCCGGGAUCAAGUACAUGAAAGGGGGUGUGGCUUCAGGGUUCAAACACGUGGUCACCAAUGAGGUUGUUGUGCAGCGCGUGCUGCAGGUCAAAGGUCGCCGCGCUGUCAGGGCGACAGAGGUGCCAGUCAGCUGGGACAGCUUCAACCAGGGAGACUGCUUCAUCCUGGACCUGGGCAAUGAGAUCUACCAAUGGUGUGGCUCCCAGAGCAACCGAUUCGAGAAACUGAAAGCCACGCAGGUCGCCAAGGGUAUCCGUGACAAUGAGCGCAGUGGGCGGGCACGUGUGUACGUGUGUGAUGAGGGGGUGGAGCGAGAAAAGAUGCUGGAGGUUCUGGGACCAAAGCCAGAUCUGCCUGAAGGCGCCUCUGAUGACAUCAAAGCUGAUGCAUCCAAUAGGAAGAUGGCAAAACUGUACAAGGUGUCCAAUGCCAGUGGUGAGAUGGCCAUAGCCUUAGUGGCGGCAGAGAAUCCCUUCUCCCAGAGCGCACUGGAGUCCAGCGACUGUUUCAUCCUGGACCACGGCUCCGAUGGCAAGAUCUUUGUCUGGAAAGGCAAGGAGGCCAACAUGGAGGAGAGGAAGGCGGCCAUGAAGGCGGCCAAUGAGUUCAUCAAGAAGAUGGGCUACCCCAAGCACACGCAGGUGCAGAUCCUGCCGGAGAUGGGCGAAACGCCCCUCUUCAAGCAGUUCUUCAAGAACUGGCGUGACGUGGACCAGACGGUGGGGCUGGGCGUGGCCUACGUGUCCAACCACAUUGCCAAGAUCGAGAAGGUGCCAUUCGACGCCGCCACCCUGCACGACUCCCCUGCCAUGGCCGCCCAGCACGGGAUGGUGGAUGACGGCAGUGGGGAAAAACAGAUCUGGAGAAUCGAGGGGGCGGACAAGGUACCUGUGGACCCCUCCACCUACGGACAGUUCUAUGGGGGUGACAGUUACAUCAUCCUCUACAACUACCGCCAUGGCGGCCGCCAGGGCCACAUUAUCUAUAUAUGGCAGGGAAUGGACUCCAGCCAGGAUGAAAUCGGAGCAUCUGCCAUUUUGGGCGCCCAGCUGGAUGACGAACUUGCCGGGGGGCCAAUCCAGGUCCCGGGUGGUCCUAUCACUACACAGGUGCGUGUUGUCCAAGGCAAGGAGCCAGCGCACCUCAUGAGCCUCUUCGGGGGCCAGCCCAUGGUGGUGUACAAGGGCGGCACCUCCAGGGAGGGGGGCCAGACCGCACCCGCAGAAAUCCGCCUGUUCCAGGUGCGCUCCAACUCGGCCGGCUGCACUCGAGCUGUGGAGGUUGACGCUGUGGCCUCUAACCUGAACUCCAACGACGCCUUCGUGCUGGUGACCCCCGCGGCCUCCUUCCUGUGGGGGGGGCAGGGUGCCAGCGACACUGAGAAGCAGGGGGCGCAGAUGCUGUGUGGAAUCCUGGGCGUGUCAGCCUCCGAGCUGGCAGAGGGCGGGGAGGCGGAUGAGUUCUGGGAGGCACUUGGAGGAAAGGCAGAGUACCGCACCUCCACCAGGCUGAAGGAUAAGAUGGACACCCACCCACCCCGCCUCUUCGCCUGCUCCAACAAGACCGGACGCUUCAUCAUUGAGGAGGUACCCGGGGAGAUGACACAAGAGGACCUGGCCACCGAUGACGUCAUGAUCUUGGACACCUGGGACCAGGUCUUUGUGUGGAUCGGAAACGAGGCGCAGGAAGAAGAGAAGACAGAGGCCAUGGCUUCAGCCGUCCGUUACAUCGAGACCGAUCCCGCCAACCGGGACCGCAGAACCCCCAUCGUGAAGAUCAAGCAAGGGUUCGAGCCGCCUACCUUCACUGGCUGGUUCUUGGGCUGGGACCACGAUUACUGGACCACCGACCCAUUGGAGCGUGCCAUGGCCGAGCUGGAGCUGUGAACUCUAACCCCUGACCCCUCACCCCCAACCCCAGCUCUAGCCCCCUGCCUUACCACACUGGGCUUCUGUCAUGGGCCCAUAGACUUAAAGGGGACUCCAGUUUCACCCCCACCCCCUCUCCCCCUCUCCCCCUUGCUCCACGCAAAUGUCAAAGGGCUUUGUGUGCUUUUUUUUAAAGCUGUGUGUGUAAAAAAAAAGAAAACACAAAGUGCUAGUAGAUUUGAUUGUUCAACUUCAGUAAGUUGGUAGAAUCGUCCUGGCUUAGUACCAUUCAGAUGGUCUUGUGGUCAAGGUCAGAUGGUGGCAGUGGAAGACAUGGAGGAUUUGGGAACUUCAGCCAGAUGAAUUUCUUCUGCAUGUCUGCUUUAGCUGAACAGGAUAAUUUCCUGCUUUUAUAUGUAGAAGUUGUUUUAGUAGUGGCCAAUAUUAAGGCAAUGAUGAGUACAGCUGAAUGCUCUAAAAAUGGCGUUUUAUUCCUGUAACAAAACAUUUUUAAAUGUCUCAUCGCACCUGGACGUUCCCCAUAUUCUUGCAUUUGUCAGGUCUGUCGCUUUCCACAAAAGGUGCAAGAGGCCACUCCAGAACUGAGAC
Megalops cyprinoides (Indo-Pacific tarpon) is the source of this 3010-nucleotide messenger RNA. Its product is annotated as gelsolin-like. Bases 203 to 2419 code for a protein of 738 amino acids. Lineage: Eukaryota; Metazoa; Chordata; Actinopteri; Elopiformes; Megalopidae. Gene Ontology annotation, cellular component: cytoplasm; actin cytoskeleton. The record is from RefSeq and is a predicted model, not a curated record. The transcript is spliced from 17 exons. Gene Ontology annotation, biological process: barbed-end actin filament capping; actin filament severing; actin polymerization or depolymerization. Gene Ontology annotation, molecular function: actin filament binding; phosphatidylinositol-4,5-bisphosphate binding.